Molecule: messenger RNA, 4937 nt
Organism: Tetrahymena thermophila SB210
Lineage: Eukaryota; Ciliophora; Oligohymenophorea; Hymenostomatida; Tetrahymenidae
Product: myxococcus cysteine-rich repeat protein
Exons: 2
Source: RefSeq, a predicted model, not a curated record
CAGAAAAAAAAGAAGUAAAUACAUAUUUAUUUAAAGUGUGAUCAAUCACAAUAAAAACAAAUUGUUUCAUAUAAAAAAACCUAAUUAUAAUCAACUUCUUGCUUAUUCUUAAAAUAUUUGCGUUAUGAAAAUAGAUUUGCUAUUUUUUACUCUCUAUCAAAUUAUGUUUCUUUUGAUGAAAAACUCUAAAGUCAUAGCAUAAAAAUCUUAAUGCAGCAUCGAGAACUAUUAAGUAAUCGCAAAUUAGUGUAACAAUUGCAGCUUUAAAUGCUAGAUUUGCAAUGCUUGGUAAGUGUGUAUACAGUGCUAACCUGGGUAUUCGCUUUUUACUACCUUAGAUUAAAGAGUAAUCUGUGUUAAAGUUUGUAAGACAUUAUGGGUGACUGACUCAAGUGGGAACAGCUACUUGUAGGGUUUCUUUAUUAAAAACGGAAAGUGUAUUUCUUGCUAAAAAGGAUGUCUAAACUGUAAUGAUAAUUUAUCUUGCUUUGAAUGUGGAAACUAUAGAACAGGUAUUUCUAUUUAAGAUUAAUAAAAAUGUGAAGUAUUAGUACCAGGUAGUUGUCCUAUUGGUACUGGAUUUGAGAAAAGAAUUAAAAGGUGCUUAGAUUGCUCUUAUGCUUCAUCUAACUACUAAACUGCAACAUCAGUAUAUCCGAUUGAUCCUUUAGUUUGUCAACCAACUGAUAUUUACUAAGCUAAGUACUGUCCAUAAAAAGCAUUUUUAUUAAAUGGAUUAUGUAUUAAUUCUUAAAGUGCCCCACCAAAAACCAAUCCAAUAUCAAUUUAAGAAUUAGAAAAAAAAUUACCUAUAGGUUGUAUGUAGGCAAUUUAUAUCCCAUCAGUUUAUUGUUAUUAAUGUAGUCCAAACUAUUAUUAUACAUUAAAUGGUUCAUAAAAAAUGUGUUCAGGUAAAAGUAAUAAUGGAGUUGGUAACUGCCCUUUAAAUAGUUUACAAGUAUGUGAUAAAUGCUCAUAGAAUGAAGCUUUAAAUUUAACAGAGGCGCCUUACAAUUCUUCAGACCCUGCAAGAUAGGAUAUCGACGACUAAGACCCAAGUAUGGCUUGCAAUAUAAGCAUUUAAAUAAGAUAGAGAUACUCUUACAAUAUUGAUGAGACUGUUUGCAAAUCUUUGUAAGGAUUUUUAUUUCCUCCUACUAAUCCUUCGAAUCUCUCUUAAAAGUAGGUAUGCCUAACUACUUGUCCUUCUAGCAUAGAUGAUUAAGGUUAGUAUAUAAAUUAUUAUACUUAGUGGAAAACUGUUACUUUAGAUAGUAACUAAAAUGCUAAUGUUUAAGGAACUUGCGUUACUUAAUGUAGUGAAGGAUAUGCUAUUGAUGAGUAAAACAAAUAGUGUUAACAGUGUACAACAUCAGUACCUAAUUGCAGUAGAUGCAGUAUAACUAAUUUAAAUUAAUGCAUAGCUUGUAAAUAGGGAUACUACUUGACUGAUUUAGGUACUUGUGUGAGUAGUUGCUCAAAUAUUUCUAUCACUAAAAAUGGAAUUUUAUACUGUUUGGCUUGCAAUAUAAAAAAUUGUAUUAGCUGUUCUUCAUCUUCUUAAUGCAAUUAAUGUUUGUACUAUUUUGACCCAAUUACUAAUUGUUCUACUUGUGCAGCAGGUUACUCUCAGCUAUGGAAUGACAGUUCUAAGUGCAUUGUUUGUAAUACCUAAAGCGCUUAUUUCUAUGUAAAAGACUAGAUUUGCCACGAAACAUGUGGAAAAGGUUACAGAAUUAAUGAUGAAUUGUAGUGUGAUGACGGAAAUUUAAUAAACGGUGAUGGUUGUGAUUCUAAUUGUAAGAUAGAACCAAAUUUUAAGUGUUCAGGUGGAUCUCCAACAAGCAAAGAUGUUUGUUAUAAGAUAGAUGUAGAUGAAGCAAUUUAACAAAAUACAGACCCAAACUUCAAAUUUUAUGUAAGUUUCAAUGUAACUAAAUAAGGAUAGCCAUUGGUUUAAAUAGUUUUUACUCAAUAGCCAAUAAUAAAUCCAAAUAUUCCUCUAAACGAUGUAUUUCAGAUAAGUAUUAGUUCUCUCAAUCCUGACUAAUACAGCUAUAGUAUUAAAUCAAUUUCGAGCAGAUUCUUAUAACUAAAUGAUUUGGAUAAUCUUACGAUCAAAUAAAAAUAAAAGUAAGCUAAAUAGAUGGAAAAUUAUAAAAAUAAUUUAAAGCAAAGAAGAUUGUAAAAUAUUUAUGGCUUUAAUGUAUUUUUAUAAUUAAAUAACACACUUAAAAACUAGUAAGUUAUCGUUUAAGUAAAUCAAACACAAAUAAAAAACUAAAAUGGAAAACUCCUUUACAAAAACUAAGAAGUUGCACCUAUUUAAAAUUAUGUUUAUGUCAGCUCUGAAGAUAAAAAGUAAGCAGACUAAAUUGCAACAGCAGCUUAGUCAACUUAAGUAACUAUAGCUAUAUCAGGUUUGUCUUUUGCUGUAAUGAAUAACUUUUAUUCACUUAUGGCUAUUGUAGAUAUAACUGAACUUAUAUACUAUUUCCUCUUUUUGGACAUAGAAUAUCCUAAAAACGUCUUUUCCUUUUUCUAGCAAUUCGAUAAUUUUUAAAUGCCUUUCUUGCCAAACCCUUUUGAGAAUUAUGUGGAAGACGUAAAAUAAAAUUGCAAUCCCCAUGUUUACUCUUUAGAUACGGACUCUCUUUUCUUGCGUAACUCUGGAACUAAUAUUUUCGCCAUUUGUCUAUUCUUUGGUUUCUUGAUUGCCUUUAGGAUAAUCUAGAUUUUACUAAAAAAAAUUCUUGCUAAAUGUGAAAAAUUCAAUUCUUUCAUGUAUAAAUGCGCUAUGAAACUUUAGUAUAAUAUCUCAAUCGAAGUAGUUUAUGUUGUGUUUUUAAAUUUCUGUGCUUCUUCUUUUCUUCAAUUUCAAGAUACUACAGUUAGUGAUUCUACCGAAAAAGAACAUACUGCUGAAUUAGUUAAUAUAAUUGUUUUUUCUAUUUGUUUCCUUGGUCUCUUUGCAGUUCCUACCUCCUAGCUCAUUUUCUUGUACAGAAAUAGAAAAAUCAUAGAAUUCGAUCUAGAAAACUAUGAAUCUCAAAUCGAGACAAGCAUUAAUUUAGAAAGUCCUCAAGUAAAAAGACCAUCAUCUCACACAUUAUAAGAAAAGCAAAAAGAGAGAAGAAAUAUGAUAAUAAAAAAUUUGAAAAAUUGUGAUGAAACUUGCAAAGAAAAAUAGUAAAGAAAUAACGAUGAAUGUUAAAACCCAAAUGAAAAUAAGAUUAAACAGACAUCAAAAUUAUAAAAUGAAAUGUCAGAUAACUAGCUAGAUGAUGAGUAAAUAAAAAAAUUAAAAUUAGCUCAGGAGCAUAUUGAGUUUCUAGAAAAAUGGGAAGCAAUAAUAGUCGGUAUGAAAACAAGUAAUUUCAAGUUCUACUGCUUCAAUGUUAUCACUUACUAUAGAAAGAUGAUCAUAAUGGCAAUCAUAAUGUGUCUAAUGGAUUAUACAGAAAUACAAGUGCAAUUACUUGUUUUUUAACAUAUUUGUGUUGCUGUUUACAUCACAAAAUACAUGCCUUUUGAGAAAUUCGCAUAAAAUAUUAUAAAUAUAUUAUCAGAAAUUCUCUUUAUUUUAUUGGAGUUAUUCGUAAUUCGUCUUUCUUCGUAGGCUGUUGAUUAAGCUGAUUAAGAUGAAAGAAAUCACAUUGGUUUGUGGAUUAUUUGCUUCUUUUUAUCAAUUAUAGGCAUUCAUAUUUUGCUUAUGAUAUAUGAAACUAUACAUAAAAUUUAUGAGAUUAUCCAUGAUAAAAUAGGGCGUAAAAAGCAUAAAAUUUUAUCUAUUGUUGUUCCUUAAAACAAAUAAAUAGAAAAACAAGAAAAAAACAUAGAUUCUGGCUCUAAUUAAGCUAAUAACUCUAUAAUUAUGAAUAAAAAAACCAUGCAAGAAUCUAACAUAUAAAAGUAAAACUAAGAAAACAAAAUCACUUAAGAACCAAAAACCAUCUAAUUUAUGGAGUCGUUUGCUACUAAUAUUAGAACUCCUUAAAACAUGAAAGUUUAUAAAAGUGACAAUUUAAAAUUAAAUAUAAAAGAUACAAGUCCAUUGUCAGAGGAAGGAGCCUAAAUAAAUAAAAAGUCUUCAUCAGAUGAUGAUUAUGAAGCAGAUGAUUUCGAAAUGAAUGUCAUCAGUAAAAAUAAUGUUAAUGGGUUUAUGACACCAACAAGUACUCUUCCAAUUAAAAUAAAAAAUAGCAGAAGAAGAUCUACUAAAACUUAGGACUAAACUCCUUUUGGUAUGAAAAGCAAUAGACUCUCUGUCAUAUUUAAGAAUGAGCCAGGUUAGUAAACUUUUAAUGAGCAAGUAAAAGCUCAUUUAAAAAUCCCAUGCCUCCAAGAAAUACACGAAUGUUCAAGUUCUCCAACUAACCAAAAUAGCGAAAUCAAUCAAAAAGAGACAGACAGAUACAAAAAUUUCUAACACAUAAGUUAAUUAAAUUCUGCAAAUAGAGACUCAUAAAAUUCACUAAACUAAAAGGAAGAAAGCACAUAAGAAAAAAUAAGGCAAGCUAAAUCUAGACCUAGAAAUGUGAGUCGCUUUUCUCUUAUCAAUAUUUAAAGUGAUAACUAACUAGUUUAAUCUAAUACCUAAAUUUAAUUUUGAAAGCUAAAACUUAGUCAAUCACUAAGACAGGCAGUCAACCAACCAACCAACCAAUCAAUCAACCAAUCAAUCAAUCAAUCAAUCAAUCAAUCAUUCAUUUUGAAUAGAUGCACUUAAAUCAUAUUAUUUAUCUUAAAUUACUCCAAUUUUUCUAAAUAUUUUUUACUUAUAUGUCUAUCCAUUCACUAACAAUUCCAUAUACCUAUCUAUUAUUUAUUUAUUAAUACUUCAUUUUUACUUAUCAAAUAAUUUAUUUACAAAAACGCUUAUUCAAAGAAUAUUUUUUAAAAUAUUUAUUUGUAUUUAAAUGGUUAAUUUCUACAAU